Ylistrum balloti is the source of this 1170-nucleotide messenger RNA. Its product is annotated as innexin unc-7-like. NCBI's taxonomy places the organism in Eukaryota, Metazoa, Mollusca, Bivalvia, Pectinida, Pectinidae. The record is from RefSeq and is a predicted model, not a curated record. The transcript has 2 exons. Bases 1 to 1170 code for a protein of 389 amino acids.
AUGGGGUCAUUCGAGGAUGCAUGCACAGCGAUUGAACGUGAUAGGGACAACAGGGCCAAUAACAGAAUUGGGGAAUUUUUCAUCCAGCAUCUUAAUAGUAGCUAUUGUUCUGUCCUGUUUGUUCUUGCGACAACAGCGGUGGUGGCUAAGGAAGUAUUUGGCGAGCAGAUCAAAUGUUGGUGCCCGGAUCAAUUUACUGAUAAACAGGUUGAAUUUACAAACAACUACUGUUACGUCAGAAAUACCUAUUAUGUAUCAUCUCGACAAACCAUUUCACCUUAUCCCGAAGACAGAAAAGUCUACGAGAUAUAUUACUAUCCUUGGGUGCCCGUCGUUCUUUUUACUCAAUGUGUACUUUUUGUUAUUCCAAAAUGGACGUGGAUGCAGCUACAGACAUUUUCAAGUUUUAGUUUCGUAUCUAGAACUACAAAGAAUCGAAACAUCAUGAAUGCGGACGAUCACACAAAUAUCGCUCAUUCUGUGAACAAAUGGAUUUUAAUUCGUAUGCAGAAAAAGAAACAGGGAAUUCGUUUACGAAAACAAGCGUACAGCUUCGAGAUUUCACGGGAGAGUUACCUUGCAAAAACCUAUGUAUUCUGCUGUUUCUUGUAUGUUCUUAAUUCUAUCGGACAAUUAUUCUUACUGGACAAAUUUUUAGGUAAUCAUUUUUUGUCUCUAGGAACUGAUAUCGUGUUUAAGAGAAAAUACGAAGAGCACCGACCAGGGAUGUUGCGUUUUCCAACUGUGACGUUUUGUGACACUUUCGUCCGACGUAUGAUCAAUAUUCAAACAUACACCGUGCAAUGCUCGCUCCCAAAUAAUUUGUUCAACGAAAUUAUUUUUAUUUUGACGUGGUUUUUGCUCGUCCUUCUAUCAAUAGUGAACAUAGUCAGUUUGGUCGACCAUUUUGCUAUUUUCCUUCGACGACGUAGAAAGAUGUUUAUCAGAAAAUGUCUACUACUCAGCGAAAACCAGGGUAGUACCCACAAAUAUGUCGGAAAUGAUAGCGAACUAUUUGACGACUUUUUGGACAACUAUCUCGGUGUGGAUGGAGUGUUUGUGAUAUCGUUAGUCAGUUAUCAGCUUGGAGCAGUUUACUCCAGCAUUCUCGUGGAAAAUAUCUGGGAUAGUUUUAAUGAGCAUAAAAACAAUGACGAGAAAACGAGCUAA